Molecule: messenger RNA, 2838 nt
Organism: Nipponia nippon (crested ibis)
Lineage: Eukaryota; Metazoa; Chordata; Aves; Pelecaniformes; Threskiornithidae
Source: RefSeq, a predicted model, not a curated record
AUGCUUGCGGUGGACAGUGACACAGAUGUGGAGGAGGCUGAGGCCCUUCCAGAUGUUGGCUGCCCAAAAAUACGUGGCACGGCCCCCAAGGUGCCAGAAAACCCGGGUGCGGAGAUGGAGACCCCGAAUCCAGAUGUUGGGGGUCCCAAAAACGGAUGCUGGACACUUGCGGACAGCGAUACAGAUGUGGAGGCGGAGAAAUCAAACUCAGCUGUUGGAGGGCCCCAAAAUGGACAUCAGAUGCUCGUGGUGGACAGCGAUACAGAUGUGGAGGAGGCCAGAGCCAGUCCAGAUGUUGGACGCCCCCAAACCCAUCAAAUGACCCAAAAUGUACCCAAAAAACAAAAUAUUGAGAUGGAGACGCAAAAUGCAGAUGUUGAAGGUUCACAAGAGCGUCAUGGGAUGCUCGUGGUGGACAGCGAUACAGAUGUGGAGGAGGCCAGAGCCAGUCCAGAUGUUGGACGCCCCCAAACCCAUCAAAUGACCCAAAAUGUACCCAAAAAACAAAAUAUUGAGAUGGAGACGCAAAAUGCAGAUGUUGAAGGUUCACAAGAGCGUCAUGGGAUGCUCGUGGUGGACAGCGAUACAGAUGUGGAGGAGGCCAGAGCCAGUCCAGAUGUUGGACGCCCCCAAACCCAUCAAAUGACCCAAAAUGUACCCAAAAAACAAAAUAUUGAGAUGGAGACGCAAAAUGCAGAUGUUGAAGGUUCACAAGAGCGUCAUGGGAUGCUCGUGGUGGACAGCGAUACAGAUGUGGAGGAGGCCAGAGCCAGUCCAGAUGUUGGACGCCCCCAAACCCAUCAAAUGACCCAAAAUGUACCCAAAAAACAAAAUAUUGAGAUGGAGACGCAAAAUGCAGAUGUUGAAGGUUCACAAGAGCGUCAUGGGAUGCUCGUGGUGGACAGCGAUACAGAUGUGGAAGAGAACGGAGCCGAUCCAGAUGUUGGGUACCCUAAAACCCCUCAAAAACCCCAAAACGCACCAAAAAACCCAGUUGUGGAGAUGGAGACGCAAAAUGCAGAUGUUGAAGGUUCGCAGAAGGGUCGUGGGAUGCUCGUGGUGGACAGCGAUACAGAUGUGGAGGAGGACACUUCCAAUCCAGAUGUUGGGUGCCCAGAAAGCCACAGAACAGCCCCCAGCGCCCCAGAUGUGAAGCCGGAGACCACAAACAGAGAUGCGGAAGGACGACGGACUCUGCUGGUGGAGAGUGAUACAGAUGUGGAGGAGGCGGCUUCCGAUCCAGAUGUUGGGACUCCACAACCCCAUCGAGCAACCCAAAACGUACCGAGAAACCCAGAGGUGGAGACGAAGAGUCCGAAUCCACGUGCUGAAGGACCCCGAAACGAACAUUGGAUGCUCGUGGCGGACAGCGAUACAGAUGUGGAGGAGAACGAGGUGAAUCCAAAUGUUGGGCGUCCAAAAAUCCGUCGAAUUACCCGCAAAGACCCAGAUGUGGCGAUGAAGAAGCCGAAUCCAGAUGCUGAAGAACCCCCAAAGGACCGUCGCGACCUAGAGGUGGACAGUGACACAGAUGUGGAAGAAGAACACGUUGACUCAGGUUUUCUUUGCCCCAAAAGCCACAAAACACCCCGAAACACCCGGAAAGACCCAACUGUGGUGAUGGAGACCCCGAAUCCAGAUGUUGGUGGCCUCCGCCGUGGCUCAGUGGCCUCCCGUGGUGACAGCGAUACAGAUGUGGAGGACCUCAACGCCUUUCCCAACGUUGGAGCUCCAAAACCGCGUGGGACAACCCGUGAGGUCAUGGAUACAGUUGCUAAGAUGGCCGCUGCGCCAGAUGUUGACCCCGAGGGGCCGACACGGACCAAUGGCGAUCCAGAUGUGAAGGUGACGUCCCCAACUCCAGAUGCCGGAGCCCCUGAAGCCCGGUGCCCGCUCCUGAAUGUGGACAGCGAUACAGAUGUUGAAGACGAUGGUGUCGUUCCAGAUGUUGGGAGGGCGCGAAGGUGUCGAGGGGCCUCUGGUGACCCAGAUGUGGCAGCGAGGCCCCGAAAUCCAGAUGUUUCCUCUCCCACGAGCCCCGGGGAUGGCAGCGACACCGACACGGAGGAGGUGGCCCCCACUCCAGAUGUUCGGAGCCUCCGGCGCCGAAUCCGGAAUCGACCCCAUCCAGAUGUUGGGGGCCCCGCCCCGGGCAGCGAUAGCGACGUGAAGGGGGCAGACCCAAACCCACGGGAAUCGCCCCCGAAACGGCCGAGUUUGUCCCCGGAAUCACGGGGUGACACAAGCGCGGAAGGACCGGUCCCCAAACGUCACGAUUCAGCCCCAAAUACAGCUGCGGAGGCCCCGAAUCCAGAUGUUGGGGCCGGGCAACGCAACGGGGAGACCCCGCGGAGGGGCGUGGAUCCAGCUGUGCCGCCAGAUGUUCCCCCCCCCAAAUCCCCGCGUCUGGUCUCGAAUUUGGGUGACGGCGCUGGGCCCAGGGGUGACGGGGCCACCCCCGGCGGGGACGCGGGUGCGACGGUGACGGAGAGCGACACUGACGUCGAGGCCAUGGAGGUGGCCUUGAAGACACUGGGGGGGUCCAUGGCCACCUCCAUCUUCGACUGCACCCACCUGGUGACCGACCGCGUCCGACGCACCGUCAAGUUCCUCUGUGCGGUGGCCCGCGGCGUCCCCAUCGUCACCCCCGAGUGGCUCCACAAGAGCGCCCGCAGCGGCCGUGUCCUGGUGCCGGGUCCCUUCCUGGUGCGUGACAGCCAGCAGGAACGUCACUUCGGCUUCAGCCUGGCCCAGGCCCUGCGCCGCGCCCGCCGCCACCCCCUGCUCCAGUUGUCACCCCGUGUGGCCUCGGGGACAGCCCCAAGGGGUGUCCCCUGA